This is a messenger RNA of Miscanthus lutarioriparius, 294 nucleotides long. The record is from the annotation of a GenBank genome assembly. NCBI's taxonomy places the organism in Eukaryota, Viridiplantae, Streptophyta, Magnoliopsida, Poales, Poaceae.
AUGGCUCAGCUCGGACUUGCUGUUGCUGGCAGCCUUUCUAGUGCUGCUCCUGCAGCAGGAAAGAAGGCGGCCUCACCACCUCCAAAACCAAAAGGCGGAGAACCGAAUAUGAACCGGCAAUCAGCUAAAGAUCAGGAACUGGUUGCCCAGGUUGUGGGUGCGCGGAAGAUGGCAGACGAUGUCGGGGAUGCUGCACAGGUGGAGGGGGGAGGGGGAGAGGAAGAGGAAGAGAGCUCCAAUCGUGGUGCAUCACUUCCCCUUCCAUUCCCGCCCUGGACUACUGUGAGUCUGUGA